Molecule: messenger RNA, 1641 nt
Organism: Raphanus sativus (radish)
Lineage: Eukaryota; Viridiplantae; Streptophyta; Magnoliopsida; Brassicales; Brassicaceae
Product: F-box/FBD/LRR-repeat protein At4g26340-like
Molecular function (GO): protein binding
Source: RefSeq, a predicted model, not a curated record
AUUUGAGACAUUAGUGUCACAGUCCUGCUUUAGUCCUUUUGGGGCACUGUGUGACAAUCUAGGGUUCUUGGCUCCUCUGUUAUCCUCUCCCGUGAGAAAAAAAAAACGAAUCAACUUUGGGGUCAGUGUUAUCUGUGAAACGCUAGGGAGUUUUGUGAAACUGCGACUGGAGAAAUAGGACCAUCUCCGACUUGGAUCCAAAUCGUGUUUCUCUCACAUGGACAUCAUCAGUGCAUUGUCGGAUGAUUUGCUCUUGCGGAUAUUGUCACUUGUUCCUACAAAAGAUGUCGUGGCCACAAGUCUUUUGUCCAAAAGAUGGCGAUCUCUCUGGAAGUCAGUACCCAAACUUGCUUACAAUGAUAGCCAGCACACUGGUGACUACAAGAUCUUCUCUCAGUUCGUUUACAGGUCUUUGCUCUCAAAUAAAGCACCAAUACUAGACAAGUUAUAUCUAAAACUUGGCGCUGACUGUCCCUUCAUAGAUAUCGAACUGUGGAUUACUAUCGCACUAAGUCGCCCUCUGCGUGAGCUAGAAAUUGAUGUUGUUUCCAAGGAAAGGUCUCUUAUUCUGCCGAGUAGCCUAAUAUAUACCUCGGACACACUAGAGCUCUUGUCACUCAGCAAUUGCGUUUUCCUGAACGUUCCUCUGUCCGUUUGUCUCCCGUCUCUAAAAACUCUGAGCCUGGAGCUUGUCGAUUACACUGACAACGAUACUCUACCACGUCUUAUAUCCUGCUGUCCAAAUCUUGAAGUCUUGUUUGUGGAACGACAUAUUGGAGACGAAACAACUGAUUCCAUUGGUCGCGCAUUAACUAUGUUAGACAAAAAUUCUGGGACAUGUGAUCGGUUUGUGGUGGAUGCUCCUGCUAUGAAGUACCUUAAAAUUACAGAUUCUAUGGCUUACGAACUCCGUCAAAUGGAGAAUAUGCCUGAGUUGGUGGAGGCUUCCGUUUGCAUUACUAAAGGAGCAGCCCACAAGUUUCUAAAGGCUCUUACUUCUGUCCACCGCCUUUCACUAUCUUUAUCACUUUCAGAGGUUAUGCAUCCUUGUGGUAUGAUAUUCAAUCAGCUUGUUCAUCUCGAAUUGUUCACAACCGAAGGCUGGUGGGAUCUUCUUACUUGUAUGCUCCAAGAUUCUCCUAAACUGCGAUUUCUCAGACUCAGCAAUAACAACUUAAGAAGUGAAAGCAAAGAGACCCCUAUUGGUUGGAGGCCGCCGAGUUCUGUUCCCGAGUGUUUGUUGUGUAGUAUUGAGGCUUUUGUGUGGAUUGGGUACAAGGGGAGACAAGGGGAUAGAGAGGUGGCAACGUUUGUCCUAAAGAAUGCUGCUUGUUUGAAGAAAGCGACAUUCUCUCCAGAUUCUACUGAUGUGGGAGAGAAGUAUCAGAUGCUCAAGGUGUUGGCAUCUGUACCUACAGCGGCCAGCUCGUUUCAGCUUCUAUUCGACUGAACAAAUGAUAAAAACAUGUCGUUUUGGCUUUUUGUAGUUAAGGUCACAUGUCUCGUGUCAACCUUGUUCUGUUCACUGAGGCAAAAACCUUCAACUUAGUCCUGGCCAUUAGUUUAGUUGAUUGGUCUACUUCAUCCUAACCUUUUGAACGGUAUUGAUAAAAAAACAGAUUAAAACUUUUGAUUAUACAA